This is a messenger RNA of Rhipicephalus sanguineus (brown dog tick), 684 nucleotides long. RefSeq lists its product as uncharacterized. The coding region runs from base 31 to 684 and encodes 217 amino acids. The transcript has 3 exons. The record is from RefSeq and is a predicted model, not a curated record. NCBI's taxonomy places the organism in Eukaryota, Metazoa, Arthropoda, Arachnida, Ixodida, Ixodidae.
CCAGCGGACGAGCGGAGAGGUUAACUGCGCAUGCGCGGCACGCCGGGGCAGCCAGCGUCUUUACGGAGAGAGUCGCUCACCCGCUCAUUUCGUCUCCUCAACGAAGCGCGCGCAGCGGACGAGCGUGCAAGCGUUUCCAAGAUGACAGCCCCCAACACAAGCGGCGGCGGCAUGUCUUCGGCGGCACCUCCAAGCGCGGCGCAGGUUCGGUUGCUGGCGAAAAGGCCCCGGCGGUGUUUCACUACCGAAGAAGACCUAGUCAUUUUAAGAGAAGUGACAGCGUCCAAGCCCUUUAACGACGACUUGCAGUGGAUUCAUGUGAUUGAAAACUUGAAACGUGUGCUCGGCCGGGAGCUCACACUGAGAAGCCUGAAAGACCGUGUCGAUCUUUUAAUCGGUUACUGGAGGCAAGAAGACACAAGAAACUUAAGAAAGUCGGGAACCGAGGAACAAUAUGCAGAGAAGGAGCAAAUACUGCAGGACCUCUCUGAUUAUAUAAGGUCGAUAAAUUACGUGCCCAUAGUAGCACCUAGAAGUUCAAAUAGCACUGGCCGCAAAAGAAGUCACGCAGCUGCGUCCUCUCUGGCGACGCCGCCAGAACAACUUCGUGCAGAUGAAGAUCAAGCCGAAAAAGAAAUGAAGCACUCUUUCUGCCCUGCCUGCCGACUCUAUUGGUUCGUAUAG